AAAAAUAUCUAUCAAAAAAUGUAAAAUUUUUUGUCAAAAAAAUGCGAAAUUUUCAUGUUCUGAAACAAAAUACCUUUGCAACAAUUCACUUUAUUACGAUCUGAUGACCGAACAAUGCCCCAAGACUUGUGAUCGAUGCUUUCCUUUUUGUGAUGUCUACGGAUCUUGUCCUACAAAUUAUCACUGCAACAUGGCUAACAAUAUCUGUUAUCCAAACAAUUCAAAUAUCAGUGCUUAUCACUAUCCAUCACUCUCCAUUACAUUUUUCUCGAUCAUAUAUGCAUUCGUCAAAUUAAAUUUGUGA
Molecule: messenger RNA, 304 nt
Organism: Thelazia callipaeda (thelaziosis nematode)
Lineage: Eukaryota; Metazoa; Nematoda; Chromadorea; Rhabditida; Thelaziidae
Source: the annotation of a GenBank genome assembly